AUAUAUAAUGUGUUAGUAGUGUAAACUAAAAGUAAAAAUUCCAGAACAUAAGAAAAAUCAAUUAUUUACUGCGGCAGCAACUUGUCAUUGCUGAGUAUAACUUUUGCGGGGGAGUUCGUAUGUGCUACCAUUCAUUCACAUGGAAUUAAUUUACACAAACCAAGGGAAAUAACUGACUGCAUUAAAUCAAUUGGAAAAAAGAGUAAAAUUGCCUAAUAAGAAAAAUCGGAAAAACAACAAUUACAGAAGUUUAGUGAAAGCGUGUGAACGUGUAAAAAUAAAGUAAAAUUCACAGGUGGGGGAAUUUAUUUAUAUCCACCAGUUUGCGGUGGUACACUUAGUCUCAAGGUCGUCAAAGUCUAACACACAAAUAUGGCCAUCAGUUUUGAGAAGCAUCGAGCACAAAUUCUAGCCGCUUGGAAAGAUGUUCUGGACGACAAAAGCACAACAAAUUGGUCACUCUAUGGCUAUGAGGGACAGACGAAUGAAUUAAAAGUGGUGGCCAGUGGUGAAGGCGGUUUGGAGGAGUUAUGCGAAGACUUAAAUAGUGGAAAAAUCAUGUACGCAUUUGUGCGUAUAGAAGAUCCAAAAACAGGACUCAAGAAAUUUUUGUUAGUGAAUUGGCAAGGUGAAGGAGCCCCAGUUUUGAGAAAGGGUACUUGUGCUAAUCACAUACAUGAUGUAACGAAAUUAUUAUCUGGAGCUCAUUUAACAAUAAAUGCACGAAACGAAGACGAUAUGGAUUUGGAACGCUUAUUAAAAAAACUAAGCACAGUAAGUUCGGCAUACAGCUUUAAGGAACCACGCUCAAUUGUUGAGGAGCAGAAAACGCCAGUUGGCACCAAUUAUACACGUGUAAUACCAACAAAAGAGCUGAAUCCUAGCGUUAUGCAGGAUUUUUGGAAAAAAGAGGAGGAGGAAGAGAAACGGCGUGUGGCUGUAGAGAAGGAAACUAAACGUUUACAAAUAGAGAAACUGGAAAAAGAACAACGUGCACGUGAAGAAAAAGAACAUCAAGAACGUGAAAAGAAAAUUAUUAGUACCACUAAAUUGCAGUCUGCACAUGUGCCUAUAAAAACAUCGCCACAACCAUUAAGUCCUGAAAAAACUGUUGCUGGUUUUAGUACCGGAUUGACUGAAGCUGAACGUAUGCGUCAGCUACGCAAUCAAGAGGCCAGAGAAUUGAUUGGUUCGCGUGUGGGCGCAGCAAAAGCUAUUUUCACAAAAAAUACUAGUGAAGGACAAUUGCAGACAAAACUUAAUACCGCACCGCCAGCCAAACCUGCACGUACUUCAAUUGCACAACGCAUAAAUGCUUUUAAUCAACCACAACAACAGGAAGAGCAACAUUAUCAAAAGGCUCCAGCCAAAAUUGUACUUCCUAAAGUGAAUGUAGAUACAUCCAGUAAUAUACAAAAUACAAACGAAAUGACAGCUUCGAAUAAUACAACAACUGCAAAUUCCAUAACAUCAUCAACUGCUAGUAACGGCGAACUUGAGCAACCUGUUAAACCAGAAAUGACAGCUAUUGCUAAUAAUGAUGAUAUACAGCCAGUGGAUGAUUACUUGGUAGACAAUGAAGAGCAAUUUUCAACUAUUAAACGUUCGCCUCAUAGCAAAUCAAAUUCCUUACAAUCUCCCGAUGAGACAUCAUCAUCAAAUGCUACAGAUACUGCUGUAUACCAGGAUCAAGAUGAUGAUGAAGAGGAAGUUGUGCGCACAAAAGUUUCUGUUACAGUGCAGCAAUCUCAAUCGACGAAGAAUGGCAUGAUUACUUCUUUAGAGAGAAACGAAUUGGCUGAUCUUGUUAAUGAAGAUGAUUUCAUAUGCCAAGAUUCUUUAGGCGAUUUGGGGUUGAGAGCAAGAGCUUUAUAUGAUUAUCAAGCAGCUGAUGAGUCUGAAAUAACUUUUGAUCCAGGCGAUAUUAUAACGCAUAUUGAUCAAAUUGAUGAAGGCUGGUGGCAAGGGCUUGGACCCGAUGGAACAUAUGGACUGUUUCCGGCAAAUUAUGUCGAAAUUAUUAACUAAAAAGGGAAUUAAUAAUUAUUAAAAAUCAAUAACAAAAAUAAAAAACAAAUAAACAUUUUAUAGAGUAAAAAUUCGAGUCAAUAACCAUAAUUAUUAUGGCAAUACAAUUUUUCGUAUUAUUAUUUUUUUUACAAAACACAACUUAUUUUAUGCUAAGCCAAUGUAUACAUUCUUAAGCAUUUUUAGAAAUUAUUAAUAAUUUUUAAUGAAAACUUGAAACUAGUAAAUAAGCAGCACACAUCUCUCUCUCUCUCUCUCUCUCUCUUAAAGUCUUUAUCAAGAAAUUUAUACUGCAAUAUAGACGUAAACAUAUAUAAUCCAUUAUACUAUAAACCUAUUUAUAUUUAUGCGCAACAUUAAUAUAGUAUUUAAAGACCCUAGUGCCAAGCAUAAACUUUAUUGUUCUUUAUUACAUUAGAAAUUUAAAUUAUUUUUCAUUAUUUAUCAAUUUU
Teleopsis dalmanni is the source of this 2480-nucleotide messenger RNA. RefSeq names its product drebrin-like protein (gene Abp1). Lineage: Eukaryota; Metazoa; Arthropoda; Insecta; Diptera; Diopsidae. The record is from RefSeq and is a predicted model, not a curated record. Gene Ontology annotation, biological process: neuron projection morphogenesis; postsynaptic actin cytoskeleton organization; regulation of actin filament polymerization. The transcript has 7 exons. The coding region runs from base 373 to 2028 and encodes 551 amino acids. Gene Ontology annotation, molecular function: actin filament binding. Gene Ontology annotation, cellular component: plasma membrane; dendrite; actin filament.